Molecule: messenger RNA, 1369 nt
Organism: Microdochium trichocladiopsis
Lineage: Eukaryota; Fungi; Ascomycota; Sordariomycetes; Xylariales; Microdochiaceae
Exons: 2
Coding region: 95-1162 (355 amino acids)
Source: RefSeq, a predicted model, not a curated record
GAUCGCAAGAUCUUUUCGACAAGCAAAACGACUACAUACCGGCUAACCCGAACCACGAACAACAAACUUAGAGCUACAUCCGCAGAAUAACAGCAUGUCUGACCUAGGCGCCUCCAACACCUACACACCAUUCCAACCUCCUGGUGACGCAUCAUCGGAGAGUACAUAUUUCGCGGGAGCAAUCAGCGGUAUCCCCCGAUAUCUUUUUCGCGUUUACGAUUGGAGCUCCUCCGGAUUCACUUCUCGCAGUGAAGUGUGCUCUCCAGCAUUUGGGACUCUACCCAAAGAUCUCUUCCGUCAGCCCAGGGAGGACGCAGCAGCGAUGCUAAACGCACACUUGCGGUGGAAGUGCUGCGGUCGGGAGUCCCAUAAACUCCUUGGUGGGAGGGAGUGCAAUCUCAUGUCCUGGACCAGCUCACUGCUCUUUGCCCUCCAGUACGCCUUGUAUCGACACAAGACCCAGGACGCUAAGCCACAGCUCUCAGAAAUCAAGAUCCUGAUGGUCGACACGAGGGAUCUCUGCGAUCGCAAUGUUUUUACCCGCGACCUGCAGACAAUCAGGGCAUUCAAACAGUAUCCGCCUAGCGACCAGGACGGUCUCGGGGAAGUCGAUGACUGGCGCAGCAGCGGAUCAUAUUACUUUGGAGAGUAUCUCUCGCAGGGCAGACUCGUCCUCAAGCCAGAGCAGUGCUGCGAGGUCACCAUGAAAGACCUCGUGGACCGCGGCCUAUUUAAGAUCUGCGCUGGGCUCGGAGACUCUGAGCAUUGGCACCGGUUGGCCACGCGCGUGAAUGGCCUCAGGCGCCGAGCCCGUCCAAAGACAGCUCUUUCAGAGGACGCUUUGCAGGUAGUCAUAGACGUGGCAGAGGCUUUCGAAGGCUUCGAGGUUCCGGCGGCCCUUAGGCUUCUGGGUCUUAGCCCCUUUCACGCCAGAGAAGGGGGAGGCCGAAUGGCACACGACGCGAUUGAAGGACUACCAAAGACGGAUGGCAGCAGGGGCGUUGUGUGCGAUAGCUCUUCGUCCCUUGGCGGCCACCAUGACCACCUUCCCGAGCUGCAGCAUUGCCAAUAUUGGUACGAUGUCUUCGCAGGGCUCAGUGCACCCAAAGUCGAAGACGAGGAUGGUGAUCUGAUUGAUGAGCUUGCUCGCCUGGUUCUUUAGCAUUUGUGUUGCUGGUCUUCCUCUUCCUUUGCCGGUUCUUUUCCCUUUUGUCUUUUGUUCGCCUGUGCGCUGAGAGAUUUGUUUUUAAUAGUACGCUACGUCUACGCAGGGUCAGCCACUUGUUGGAGUUGAUGGACAGAGUUUGAUUUCCUUUAGUCGGAUACAUCUACCAUAGCAAGUUCAAUUAUGUUUGAAAUCGUCAGAAAU